AUUAAUUUAUGUUCAUUCCGCCAUUUCUUUUUAUUUAUUACUAUUUCUAUUUUAUUUUUCCUCGCUCAGCCUAAUCUGUCCCCCUCUCCCCCUCCAAACUCCAAUCCUGACAUUACCAAGCCGCACUGAGAGCAUCGGGGGCGUUGUGUGGACUGCGUCGGGGAAAGUGACCAUGGCUUUUACCACCUUAGAGAUAUUGGUGUGUGUGUGUGUGUGUCCAUCUAUCCUAACCUGAGCUAACUUCUCUCACCCACACACAUGUAACGUUCCUUUUUAUUAUUUCUGUGUUUCUUUGAGUCUCCCCAAUAAUUGUUUUCUUUUGUAGCUUGCGGUGAAGAGGAGGAUAAUAGCGGUAAUUAAAGGUUUAGUGAUUAUAUGAAAAAGUAUAUUUAUAAGGCGUGUAUUCGUGGGAGUGAUUUAAAAGUCUUGAAACAUUUAUUAUAAAUAGUCUUACUUAUUUCAACUGUGGUUUUCUCUAAUCAGUGGUAAUACGAAUAAUAGGAUUACAUCAUGUUGCGUCAGCCUACCAGUAACUCAUAAGGUGUCAUUCCCUAGCUUAUAAAAUAUGUUAGUAAUUUAGAAUUCAAUUAUUAACUUCAACUAAUGUCCAGCCUAUAUGCUCACCUUGCUAGCCAAUUAUUCCUGCAUUUUUAUUUAAACUCACGGUUCAGUAAAAUUAUUUGUGAAAGAAGAGAGAGAGAGAACUAGCUAAGGUUCCAAUAACUUCAGAGGCCUGUGGGUGUUGAGGGAGAGAGCACAGAAUGGCGUCUCCCUUCCCUCUGGCAACAGGUGGGUCUCGUAGCUCUGAAAUAUUUGAUUUUUCUUUUAUUUAGAAGUGAAUAUUACUGUGUUCAUGUUUAUUAUUCAUGUCUCUAGUGAAGAUAAUUAUAGUGACUGUACGUGUUGACAGAAUGGCGUCUCCCUUCCCUCUGGCAACAGAUAAAAUUGCUGGUGUUGGUCCCACGUGGAGACAGGCCACAGAGUCUUGGGAAAGUGUUAGCCAUGUAAUGUUUCUUUAGUCAAAUAUAGUCUACUGUGAAUGUGUUGUGGGCAAUAUUAUUGCCGUAGAGAAGUGAUGGAUGAAGGCUGUGACGCUAUUUAGGGAUAUAACGGUGCCCAGAAUCAAUGGUACUCUUGAGGAGUUAUAAAAGUAAUUAUUUUCUUGUGUAUUCGUAGUGUUAAGUAACGGAGUAUAAGUGUAUAUGCCAUACCAGAAUUUCAAGUGCCUUUUCUUAUUUUUUCUAGAUUAACCACUCGAUAAAGUGUCAUAGUGGGUCAGUCAACCCAAAGAAUCCCAUCAGUAUUAUUCAUUUAAUUAUUUUUGCUAUUUUUAUAUUUUUCGUUCCUCCUAAUAAAGCCACACUGUAGGUACUGUGUGAUAAUUAACCUCUCCCUACCCUCUGGCCAUGACGAUGAAGGCGAGAACCAUUACCAAUCAAAAAUGUUUUCUUUUUUUCUAUUGUGUGUGCGUGCUUCACCUCUUCUCUCUUCCUCUUCUUUUUUCUUCUUCACUGUGAAGAUCUUUGCCUCGUCUCAUUAGAGCUUUGAUCGGACCGGUGAGGAGGAGGGAGGAGGGGGGGGUGGCGUUACACACACAAAGGAAGUUUCGAUCAGUCUUUCAAGACUGUCCUCACUAGCAUGGGCUUUCAAUAAUAAAGUAUUCUGUUUGACUUUACUGAUCUCUUACUGAAUACUCAAACCCCCAACACACACACACACACACACACACACACACAUCUGUACGUGACAUUCCUGUUUGUUUAUUUCUUUGGUGAUUGUUUUUCUUCUGUUUUAAUAUUUUUUCUAUUGUUUAUUUAUGUUUUGUCCCUUGUUUCUUUGUUCGAUGGUAAUUUAGUUAUUUAUUUUUUGUAGAACGUCAGUAAAACAUAAAGGAAAAUCUACCCUCCGUCCUGUAAUAUUUGGGAAAAUGUUAGGCUUUGUAGGAUAUCUCGUCUAACCUCUUUAACAUACACACUGGUGUGUGUAUGUGUGUGUGAGUGUUAUUGCUAGUUAUCUCUCUCUCUGUCAGUAGUUGCACAGGUCUUCAAGGAUAUUUUUAAGGUUUUAAUGACAGAUUAACAACAUUUCUACAUUAAUAACAGGAGAUACACCAUUGAAAACCCUGAUAAUCAUCUUUAUAGCUUUGAAAAACAGUCGUGAGGAGAGAGAGAGAGAGAGAGAGAGAGAGUAUGAGCAUUUCAGUUGAGCCUAUUCUGCCCUGGUUUGUGUUUGCUGCGGUGACACGGUGCCGCACUGAGUGAAGAUUGCGUUCAUAAUCACUUAUUUGGGGUGGAGUGGGGAAAGGAGAGUCAGGAAGUGAGGAUAUUUAUAUUAUUUGACAUAUUAUUUGAUAACAUGUCAACUUUUGUGUGUGUGUGUGUGUGUGUGUGCGUGCGCGGGGGUGGGUGUUGGAUCAGUGACAGGUGGCGCUGCUGGGGAGUUACCACUGCGAGCGGCUGGCUGGCUGCAGUGUUUUGGUCAGCACUGGUCAGUCUUGCCCCACACGCUCUAUUAACCAGUGUUUCCGUCUUCCCGACACCUUCUUCCUGCACCAAGCACCGUCAAGCAUCACCAGAGAGGCACGAGUACGUAAGCUAUCCAACAUCAGAACAGUAUAUGAAUAUGGCAAAUGCUGUUUUGACAUCAUUUCCUGCCAUCCUGAGAAACAGUGAUCUCGAGGAGCAUGAAAUGCAGCUGCAAUGGAAAUUGCGCAUCCAGUGCAAGUUUCAGAAUUCAAGAAAGAGGCAGGAUUCCUCAGUGACUGAGGUGACGUCAAGGAAAAAGAAGAUCCCUUGUAGAGCGCCAAAAGAGACUACAUGUCCACUGAUGUAUGGAGUAAAGGCUAACCUUCCACCAAGGCUUCAUUCAGAAGAUGAUGAGUCAUUAGAGAGACAUAGACAGUGGCUUGCUCUACACUGGAUGAAGAAAGAUCCCGAGUUAGAUAAGAUAAUCAAGGAGUUCCUGAGAUUAGAACCACAAGCGGAUGAACCAGACCCAAGAGUAGCAGUUUUGAAAGGGCUGGAGAAAUAUAGGCUCCCAAUAAUUGCCAUUCUCAAAAAAAGAAAAGUAGUUCCUCUGUAUAUGGAAACCUUACUUGAACUCUAUGACCACGAUGAAAGUCAAUAUGCUUGCUUAGUUAUAUUGGGGUUACUUCACCUGCUUGGAGAAAGGAAAGAUUCCAUUUUUACUAAGGUACCAGAAGAAGAACUAAGAACAGGGCAGUCUAGUGUGUAUUUGAUGGUGCACCUGUAGCUGAACCAACAUGUAUUUCUAUGGCUGUAGUCUCAUUGGUAGCAGGGCUUUGUGUUUAAUAUUGAACACCCAAAAAAUUGUGAACAUUUCCUCCGUUUCACAACAUCCCAUCUCUUAGGUAUCAAGUAUGACAAAGGUAACACUUCAAAAAGAAGAUCUCUACUUGUAAAACUCAAUGAAGUAAAGACAGAAUUGAGCUACAAAAAUGCGUAAAUCUGCUUCCAAAUAUAUUCAACUCCACACAUAAUGCCUCUCUCUCUCUCUCUCUCUCUCUCUCUCUCUCUCUCUCUCUCUCUCUCUCUCUCUCUCUCUCUCUCUCUCUCUCUCUCUCUCUCUGUCACAUAUACACACACACACACACACACACACACACACACACACACACACACACACAUACACACACACACACACACACACACAGUAGUCAAUUACUAGUUAAAGAUUAAACAGUGAAAUAAAUACAUAACAUUGUUAAUAAGUUUUCUAAAAGGAAAAGGAAAUACUUGUACUUCCCCUUCCCCCACCCAGUAUUCAUGAAAUCUUACUGAAUUGUUAUCUUGUGUUAUAUAUAUAUAUAUAUAUAUAUAUAUAUAUAUA
Messenger RNA from Scylla paramamosain (green mud crab), 3849 nucleotides. RefSeq lists its product as uncharacterized. The coding region runs from base 2356 to 3252 and encodes 298 amino acids. Lineage: Eukaryota; Metazoa; Arthropoda; Malacostraca; Decapoda; Portunidae. The transcript is spliced from 5 exons. The record is from RefSeq and is a predicted model, not a curated record.